UUGCCUAUUUUCAAGCUUCCCAUGCCAUUUUUAUUUUUACUCAUCCUCAUUUAAAUAAAACAAAAUCACUCCCAAAAAAUUUUAGGACCUGUCUUUUUCAGACACAUACUCGGAGAGAGAGAGAGAGAGAGAGAUGGAAGAAGAGAUUGAGAGCCAUCAUGGAGAUUUGCCAAAUGUUGUGCGCAGAAGAAGAAGCUCAAGCCCAGAGAGCCCUUGCUUGAAGACCAACCAUCACCACAGCAACAAAGAACAGGACAGGUUCUUGCCGAUUGCCAACGUUGGGAGGAUCAUGAAGAAGGUGCUUCCUGGGAAUGGCAAGAUCUCCAAGGACGCAAAAGAGACGGUCCAGGAAUGCGUGUCGGAGUUCAUCAGCUUUGUCACUGGGGAGGCAUCAGACAAGUGCCAGAGGGAGAAGAGGAAGACCAUCAAUGGGGAUGACAUCAUCUGGGCGGUCACCACCCUAGGGUUUGAGGAUUAUGUUGUGCCCCUCAAGACAUACCUCAACAAGUACAGAGAGAUUGAGGGUGAGAAGCUGAAUGUCCCCAAACAACAACAGAGAUCAUGCUCAUCAGCGGAUCAACAGCAACCACAACAGCAACAUAGGAUGCAUCAACAACCAUUCGAUCAUCAGAUUCAAGAUCACAGCACCAACAUGGGGUUUACCAAUAACGAUAAUAACAGUAGUAAUGUUUUUUGUUCUUCAGCAAGCAUUUUGUCUCAGCCUCGCUCUUUCGGGGGCACUGAUCAUCAGCCAUUGAUCUCCUUGCCUUUCUCUCCCAAUUCCAUUCAAAAACAAUUACAGCACCAAGACCAAGUUGAUUCGUUGGGGCAGUGGUAGAUAUCAUACUCAAAUCUCACCUUUUGUCACCUUUUUGUGUUAUAUUAUACAAUGCUGAUAUAUACCAUUCAAACAAUACGUUACAGUUUU
Molecule: messenger RNA, 928 nt
Organism: Syzygium oleosum
Lineage: Eukaryota; Viridiplantae; Streptophyta; Magnoliopsida; Myrtales; Myrtaceae
Product: nuclear transcription factor Y subunit B-7
Exons: 1
Coding region: 134-838 (234 amino acids)
Biological process (GO): regulation of transcription by RNA polymerase II
Cellular component (GO): nucleus; CCAAT-binding factor complex
Molecular function (GO): RNA polymerase II cis-regulatory region sequence-specific DNA binding; protein heterodimerization activity; DNA-binding transcription activator activity, RNA polymerase II-specific
Source: RefSeq, a predicted model, not a curated record